Messenger RNA from Myripristis murdjan (pinecone soldierfish), 1725 nucleotides. RefSeq names its product kelch-like protein 10. The record is from RefSeq and is a predicted model, not a curated record. Gene Ontology annotation, molecular function: protein binding. Bases 175 to 1725 code for a protein of 516 amino acids. NCBI's taxonomy places the organism in Eukaryota, Metazoa, Chordata, Actinopteri, Holocentriformes, Holocentridae. The transcript is spliced from 5 exons.
GAACUCCGACUGCAGGGAAAACUGUGUGAUGUGGUGAUCAGAGUAGAUGAUGUCGAAUUUAACGUACACAAGGUCGUCCUCUGCAGCUGCAGCCCAUACUUCCGAGCUCUCUUCGACACUUGCUGGACAAAUCCAGAGAAGAAAGUGUACAACAUCCCUGGCCUGUCGUCUCAUAUGAUGCACCUAAUCAUUGAGUACGUCUACACACACUCUGUUCCUGUGACGGAGGAGAACGUAGAAGAGCUCUUAGCAGCAGCAGAUCAGUUUGCUGUCGAGGGAGUUGUAGACGCCUGCUGUGAAUUCCUUGAGAAGCAGCUUUGCUCAGAGAAUUGCAUUGGCAUCUGGAAGUUUGUGGACAUUUACUACUGCCCAGCGCUCAGGCAUAAGGCAUACCUGUUCAUCCUGCAUCAUUUUGAGGAGGUUGCUACCUGCGAAGAGUUCCUGCAGCUCUCUGUGGAGCAGGUGGCUGACAUCAUCCAGAGGGAUGAUCUCAAUGUUAAGCAUGAAAGCUCAGUGUUUGAGGCCAUCGUCCACUGGAUCAGCCACUCGCCUGAGGACCGUAAACACCACAUCGCUAUGCUGUUGUCCAAGGUUCGCUUAGCUUUGAUGAACGCUGAGUACUUGCUUAACAACGUGAAGAACCAUGUUCUGGUGAAGAACAAUCCUGGGUGCAGGCUCAUCAUCAUCAAUGCCUUGACGGCCAUGGUUGAUAACAGCGGUUCCAACUUGAAUUACAAGAAUCCCGUGUCCUGCCCACGCCUGCCCCAUGCCAUCCUGUUGGCUAUUGGAGGCUGGUGUGGCGGCAGUGCAACCAAUGUUAUUGAAGCAUAUGAUUCCCGUGCUGACCGCUGGGCCAUUUUGACCAACAUUUGGGAACGUCCUCGGGCUUACCAUGGUACUGCUUUCCUUAAUGGCAUGGUGUACUGCAUCGGAGGCUUUGAUGGGAAUACACGUUUUAACAGUGUGCGCAAGUUUGACCUCGGCACCCGCACCUGGCACGAAGUGGCACCCAUGCAUUCACGUCGCUGCUAUGUCAGUGUGGCUGUUCUAGACGGCUGCAUCUAUGCCAUUGGAGGCAGUGAUGGACAUAGACGACUGACCACUGCUGAGCGCUAUGAGCCCCAGACCAACCAGUGGACUUGGCUGGCAUCCAUGCAUGAGCAGAGGAGUGAUGCCAGCGCCACAACACUCCAUGGCAAGGUGUUCAUUUGUGGAGGUUUUAAUGGGAAUGAGUGCCUAGCAACAGCUGAAUGCUACGACCCUGAGACCGACCAAUGGACAUUGAUCGCCCCAAUGAGAAGCAGGCGCAGUGGGGUGGGCGUCAUUACCUAUAGAGGGUACAUCUAUGCGGUGGGCGGCUUUGAUGGCGCCAGCCGUUUGCAAAGCGUCGAGGUCUACAACCCUGUGAUAAAUGUCUGGCGCAAUGCACCCGCCAUGUUCAACCCCCGCAGCAACUUUGGCAUUGAGGUGCUGGAUGACAUGAUCUUUGUUGUCGGAGGCUUCAACGGCUUCUCCACCACCUUUAAUGUGGAGUGCUAUGAUUACAACACUGGCGACUGGCUUGAGGUCCACGAGAUGAGGAUCUUCCGCAGCGCUGUGAGCUCCUGCGUGGUGCACGGACUCUCCAACAUAGCCGAGUAUGCCACCUCUCGUGAUGCCCUGGCACUUCCCAGUGUGGAUGAAGACUCUGAUGAGGACUUUUAUAGGUCAGAUGAAUCUAUCUAA